AUGGCUGCGGAAGAACCUAUCCGACUGCUCGUGUCGAACCAGCGCGCGUACUUGUGGGACUUGAACGACAUCCAGCGACUACGAGUGCAGCACCAUGUCGUCGGCCAGCUUCACGGCACCCUCCCUCAGGUUACCCAGCAGAACGUCUUUCUCGGCCUCCCUCUCGUCUUGCUGCCGGAAGAGGUCGUCCUGCUAGUCAGGAACAACUUGGCCGUCCUUGUCGACGACCGCGCUGCUCACCACCCUCCCACCGCCUCUCAAUCCGCCUCCUACCACGCCUCUCGCACAGCAGCGAUCAAGUCGCAACAAGAAGCGUCCUACGCAGCAGAGCAGGAGCGGAAACGAGAGAUGGAGGCGUUGCACCGGGACAAGAUCGAGAAGAAGCGUAGGGAGAAGGAGGAGUUGCGACGGAAACGGAAGGAGGCGGCGCAAGCCAAGCGGCGAGAAGAAGGCGGAGAAGCGGAAGGACGGCUGGAGGUCUUUGUGCCCGACUUGAAGGAGGGAGAGGCGAAUACGGGCCCUCCAGCGGCUGCAACAAGCUCGACAUCGCCUCAUCCGCCCAUCUCCGCUCCCUCGCCUUCAGACGUCGACUCGCAGAAGCCCGACAUCUCGAACGUCCCCUACACCAUCAUCAUCGAGCCCCGAUCUGCCUCCUUUCCCUGGUACGACCCGACCUCGCCUUCCGUCACCUACACCACUCUUGACGAGGCAAAGGAGGGUGGGCUGUGGAAUUACCCUGAGACGACACUGCAAGAAUCCCGGUGCAGGGUAUUUGAGGACCUGUGGCGCAAGGGAUACUACAUGGGCGGCGGCUUGCGGUUCGGAGGCGACUUCCUUGUCUAUCCAGGCGAUCAACUGCGCUACCACUCGCACUUCACCCUCACCGUCCUCUCGACUCCGUCAACUACGAUCAUGCCGCUCGACAUCGUCGCAUACGGCCGACUUGCAACAGCGGUGAAGAAGGCGCACCUCCUUGCGAGCUGGGAUGCGGACAAGCAGCAGGUCGUCUAUGCGAGUCUCGAGUGGGCUGCGUUUGGCUGA
This is a messenger RNA of Rhodotorula toruloides NP11, 1041 nucleotides long. Its product is annotated as tRNA-intron endonuclease. The record is from RefSeq and is a predicted model, not a curated record. Gene Ontology annotation, molecular function: nucleic acid binding; tRNA-intron lyase activity. Lineage: Eukaryota; Fungi; Basidiomycota; Microbotryomycetes; Sporidiobolales; Sporidiobolaceae. The transcript is spliced from 4 exons. Gene Ontology annotation, biological process: tRNA splicing, via endonucleolytic cleavage and ligation; tRNA-type intron splice site recognition and cleavage. Bases 1 to 1041 code for a protein of 346 amino acids. Gene Ontology annotation, cellular component: tRNA-intron endonuclease complex.